Messenger RNA from Caenorhabditis bovis, 927 nucleotides. Lineage: Eukaryota; Metazoa; Nematoda; Chromadorea; Rhabditida; Rhabditidae. The record is from the annotation of a GenBank genome assembly.
AUGUCGUCUGCCGAUAACGAGAAGAAGCUUUGGGUUGAAGCCGAGUCGCUUCGACGCAUUGCCUUCUUUGGCAUUUGCAUCAGCACCAUCGCUACCCUUACUGCUAUUGUCGCGAUUCCAGCCCUUUACAAUUACAUGCAACAUGUUCAAUCGACCCUUCAGACCGAGGUCGAUUUCUGCAAGCAUCGUACCAACGGGCUUUUCGAUCAGUAUGAGCGCCUUCAGCAAAUCAAGGGAGUUCGCGGAAAGCUGAUUGUUAAGCGUCAGGCCGGAUACGAGACCCCAUCGUACAGCACUGACGCUGCUGUUCAAGGAGGAUCGCAAUCUUCCGGAGGAUGCUGCUCGUGCAAGUCCGGAGCCGCUGGACCACCAGGACCACCAGGAACUGACGGACAAGACGGAAAGGACGGACUUCCAGGACCAGACGGACAGCCAGGACAAGACGCUCCAGCCGAAGCAAUCCCAACUGCUGACGACUUCUGUUUCGACUGCCCAGCCGGACCACCAGGACCAGCCGGAAACCCAGGACCAAAGGGAGCCCCAGGAAACGCCGGAGCCCCAGGAGCCGACGGAAACCCAGGACAACCAGGAGCCCCAGGAGCCCCAGGAGCCCCAGGACCAGCUGGACCAGACGGACAGCCAGGACAGCCAGGACAAGACGGACAGCCAGGAGUCGUCGAGGAGGUUCAAGUCCCAGCCGGACCACCAGGACCAGCCGGACCAGCUGGACCACCAGGACCAGACGGAGCCCCAGGACAGCCAGGACAACCAGGACAGGACGGACCACAGGGACCAGCAGGAGACGCCGGAUCCGACGGAGCCCCAGGACAGCCAGGAGCCCCAGGAGAGCAGGGAUCCGCUGGAGAGCCAGGAGCCGGAGGCGGCUGCGACCACUGCCCACCACCAAGAACCGCGCCAGGAUAUUAA